GAUUGGAUAUUGUGUAGGCCUAAUAGUGUCUUUCUUUGGUUGCCAAUGCUAACACAGUGUAAAAGAACAAAUUAUUUCACUAAAUUCGUCACUUAACACUAAGGUCAGUCUUUUAAACAAAAUACUUGUCUUUAAUACAAGAUUAAAAAAAAGUUGCCUUUAGUCUAAUCGUUUUGUUUUGUGGUCAUUUGUUGAUAUGAUCAUAAACGGUUCAGGGUGAUCUCGGUUGAGUUGGUCAGGCGCCGUUGGCUGAUGGGCUUUGAACAGGGUAUUUACUGUAGGCUAGGUGAUCAUGGAUGCGCUGCAGGCCGCUGCAUGUGGGGAUGUUGUGUGGCUCGGUUACAUUCUCCGACGUUCGACCUCGCUGCCUCAGCGCAACAGACAGGUCAAGUUCAUGGAGUCUCUACUAGAGGGUGGCAUUAUAGAGGUGGAUGCCCGCUGCCCCCAGGGCCGAACCCCGCUUCACCUGGUCUUCACCCCAAAGAGCGCACCGUGGACCCUGGCCUCCAUAUCAUGCCUGUUGAUGCAUGGAGCACAAGUCAAUGCGGCCACAAAGGACGGUGUGACGCCUCUGCACCAGGCAGCGGCUGAGGGUCUUCUGGAGUGUGUGCAGGCCCUCCUGGAGGCGGGGGCUGACCCACACCUGAGGGAAAUUAAUGGGCACACGCCGCUGGACAUGGCCAAGUUGUGGUGCCACCGUCAGGUUGCACGGUUCCUGAAAGAUGCCAUGUGGCAGAAGGAUAAAAAGACAGAGGUGAAGCAAAGGAAGAAGCUCCACAAGCUCAAAGAGACUCUACAGUUCUGGCACCAUCGUAACGAGUGUAAAGACAAGUUUGAUAGGCAGGAUGUGUCUGAGGAGAGGGUGGCUGCCUGGGCCAAACACAAGGGCGUCCCUGUGCAGUGGAGGCCAGAGAGGGGCUGCUGGCUCCCCCACCACACCCAGUGCACCUCUACGGAUCCUCCAGCCGCCAGACACCAGGAGCGGCACCAAGGUCAGCCUAAGGCACCUCGAGAGGCCUGGAAUGUGUCCCCAAACCCCAACAGACCUCCCAAAGCCUCCACGAGCCGACCUCAAGGGGUGGGCACCAGCACCCGCCCCGAGAGGGUGGCACCGCCACCGGACCUGCGCCGGAGCGUCACGCUGACCCAAGAGCCCAGAGGCCGCACCAUUUAUAAGACGUGCUGGGAGGACAAGCCCCGGACUGCCCCUGACCUGCCCUUGAGCACCCUGAAGAGGGAGCUCUUCCCGGCGGACUACCCCUCACGCCUAGAGUCCCCGCUGGACUUCCAGAGCCACUCGGUGCUGGACUUGCCCCGGCGCCGGUGUCCAUCACCAGAAAACGGAGCGUCCCCCUGGACUGAAAUCGCCAUGCACCUGGUGGAGGAGAUGAAACCAGGACAAUACUAGGGAAAGGACUGCUGUCUCCGAGUUACAGUUUCUGUUUAUGACAGUGGUCACUCAUGAGAGAUUUCCUGCAGAGAAUUUGACCGAAACUUAAAGGUACUAUGGAGUUUACAUUCAAAAAUGACCUGCAAAUAGCUACAGACUAUGAAGAAUCAACCAUUUUGAUCUAGUGUUAAAAAAAGAUACCGUUGCUCUGCAUUGUCCUGAUGUCCACUGAAGUUAGCAUGCUAACCAGCUAACACCAGGCUAGCUCUCUUGUCAUACCUCUGUGCCAAGUGGCGCUGUAUUAAAUGUAAUGCAACUCAAAGGAGAAAUGCUGUAUGGUUGUGUUCAAGACAACUUGAAUCCUACGGAAUUCCACAUAAUUCCUUAAGGGUUCUUUGAGAACACUAGCAGAACCUUUACACUGUGAGAUGAUGCUGGAGAAAUGUAUAAUACAUAGGGAUCUAGCUAUGCUAGAAUGUAAAAUAAAUAUGUAUGAGGAUGGGGUUUGGUGGCGUGCAAUACAUUUGACAGAAAUAACAGAUGGAGACAUAGAAAGAUGCAGACAUAGAAAUUAUGGCAGUACACAAAUGAAAAGGAGAAUCAGUACAGGUUGGCCUCCCCACAUACUAGACUCAAGACACGAAGGGUACAGUGCAGGAGCACCAGCCAAGAGAAAUCUGGAACAGACACCAAUUUCAGACAGACCUUUGAUCAUUUGUCCAAUGACACACACAAUCCAACAAAAGCAGAUGCAGGUUUAUACAAAUUGAAAUUGAGUGUCUCACACAAUUUCCAACUUCCACUGUAAUUAACGGAUCACACCUGUUUGUCGGCACUUAUAACAGACAAUUAUAUAUUGACUGCAUGUAUUCCAAUCCAAUAUAUAAAUAUUUCAUUUUUGUACAGUUAAA
Molecule: messenger RNA, 2301 nt
Organism: Alosa alosa (allis shad)
Lineage: Eukaryota; Metazoa; Chordata; Actinopteri; Clupeiformes; Clupeidae
Gene: ankrd53
Product: ankyrin repeat domain 53
Exons: 5
Coding region: 293-1408 (371 amino acids)
Biological process (GO): regulation of mitotic spindle organization; regulation of mitotic cytokinesis; mitotic metaphase chromosome alignment
Cellular component (GO): spindle pole
Molecular function (GO): protein binding
Source: RefSeq, a predicted model, not a curated record